CGGAGCUGCGCAGAGACUCUUCCAGGAACCGCCUGGCACCUGGGCCGUGGACUUUGGCUGCUGUGCGUCCCAUCUGCUCCUCUCCUCCUACCCCCAGCAGUCUCAGAGUCUCACUCCGGGGCGUGUCCUGCCUACCUCCGGCACACAGUGGUCCACUCUGCCGGCUCCAGCGGCGGGCGGAGCGGCGGCUGCGGGAGCCCGAGCAGCGGUGGUGCGAGCCGCCCGGGGAAGCAGCGGUGGCAGCGGUCGGCGCUCUGGGCCGGGCCGGCACCUGUCCGGAGCAAGAGGAGCAAGGGUAGGGUGGGUGACAGCGGUUCUGAACCUCGAAAGGAGUUGGCACCACCCGGCUGGGAUCCUGCUGUUCCUAUCAACCUCCUACUGGCCCUCAGGGAAGUAGCACCGAGCUGGGGACACCGGUGUGAGCAAACAUGUGCAGCAACAGCUAGAGGCCUCUGGACAGGUUAUCGUGUGGUCCAAGAGCAGAGAGACAAGACAAGGGGCGCCUUGGACCAUGGCAGCCUCCAGCCUGGACUUCGGGGAGGUGGAAACUUUUCUGGAUAGGCAUCCAGAGUUGUUGGAAGACUAUUUGAUGCGGAAAGGGAAGCAGGAGCUGGCGGACAAGUGGCUACAAAGGCACAGUCCGGGACAGGGGGCUUCAGGCAUGAAACCUGCCCUGGCUGGCACUGGCAGCUUGGCUCAGGGUAGUGGCAGAGGCAGCACUGGGAUUGCUGGCGUUGCUGGUCCCCAGGGCUCUGCUAACAGCCAUCCCAUGCCCGGUGGUGGGGAAAGUCCUGGGGUUCCCCUGAGCCCCAGCUGGGCCAGUGGCAGCCGGGGCGAUGGGAACCUGCAGCGGAAAGCUUCACAGAAAGAGCUGCGGAAGAGCUUUGCCCGCUCCAAAGCCAUUCAUGUGAACAGGACCUACGAUGAGCAGGUGACCUCCCGGGCCCAGGAGCCCAUGAGCAGUGUCCGGCGGAGAGCCCUGCUCAGGAAGGCCAGCUCUCUGCCCCCUACUACAGCCCACAUUCUCAGCGCCCUGCUGGAAUCGAGGGUGAAUCUGCCUCAGUACCCCCCUACGGCCAUCGACUACAAAUGCCACCUCAAAAAACAUAAUGAACGCCAGUUUUUCCUGGAACUGGUCAAGGACAUCUCCAAUGACCUUGACCUCACCAGCCUCAGCUACAAGAUCCUCAUCUUUGUCUGUCUCAUGGUGGACGCCGACCGUUGCUCUCUCUUCUUAGUGGAGGGGGCAGCUGCUGGCAAGAAGAGUUUGGUCUCCAAAUUUUUUGAUGUGCACGCAGGAACCCCACUCCUCCCGUGCAGCAGCACGGAGAACUCAAACGAGGUGCAGGUCCCCUGGGGCAAAGGUAUCAUUGGCUAUGUCGGGGAGCACGGAGAGACAGUCAACAUUCCUGAUGCCUAUCAGGACCGAAGAUUCAAUGAUGAGAUUGACAAGCUCACUGGGUACAAGACAAAAUCUCUCUUGUGCAUGCCUAUCCGAAGCAGCGAUGGUGAGAUUAUCGGUGUGGCCCAAGCAAUAAAUAAGAUUCCUGAGGGUGCUCCAUUUACGGACGAUGACGAAAAAGUUAUGCAGAUGUACCUUCCCUUCUGUGGAAUCGCCAUAUCUAAUGCUCAGCUCUUUGCUGCCUCGAGGAAAGAAUAUGAAAGGAGCAGGGCUUUGCUGGAGGUAGUCAAUGACCUCUUUGAAGAACAGACUGACCUGGAGAAGAUCGUCAAGAAAAUAAUGCACCGGGCCCAAACUCUGUUGAAAUGUGAACGCUGUUCCGUUUUACUUCUAGAAGACAUUGAAUCGCCAGUGGUGAAAUUUACCAAAUCCUUUGAACUGAUGUCCCCAAAGUGCAGUGCCGAUGCUGAGAACAGUUUCAAAGAAAGCAUGGAGAAGUCAUCUUACUCCGACUGGCUGAUAAAUAACAGCAUCGCUGAGCUGGUUGCUUCGACAGGCCUUCCUGUGAACGUCAGCGAUGCCUACCAAGACCCGCGCUUUGAUGCUGAGGCUGACCAGAUAUCUGGUUUUCACAUAAGAUCUGUUCUCUGUGUCCCUAUUUGGAACAGCAACCACCAAAUAAUUGGGGUCGCUCAAGUGCUGAACAGACUCGAUGGGAAACCUUUUGAUGAUGCAGACCAGCGGCUUUUUGAGGCUUUUGUCAUCUUUUGUGGCCUUGGUAUCAACAACACAAUUAUGUACGAUCAAGUGAAGAAGUCCUGGGCCAAGCAGUCUGUGGCUCUUGAUGUGCUGUCGUACCACGCCACGUGUUCCAAGGCUGAAGUCGACAAGUUUAAGGCAGCCAAUAUCCCUCUGGUGUCAGAGCUGGCCAUUGACGACAUUCAUUUUGAUGACUUUUCCCUUGACGUUGACGCCAUGAUCACAGCUGCCCUCCGGAUGUUCAUGGAGCUGGGCAUGGUACAGAAAUUUAAAAUCGACUACGAGACCUUGUGCCGGUGGCUUCUGACAGUAAGGAAGAAUUACCGAAUGGUUCUCUACCACAACUGGAGACACGCCUUCAACGUGUGCCAGCUGAUGUUCGCCAUGCUCACCACUGCUGGAUUUCAAGAGAUUCUGACCGAGGUGGAAAUUUUAGCGGUGAUUGUGGGAUGCCUGUGUCAUGACCUCGACCACAGGGGGACCAACAACGCCUUCCAAGCUAAGAGUGACUCUGCGCUGGCCCAGCUCUACGGGACAUCGGCCACCUUAGAGCAUCACCAUUUUAACCACGCUGUGAUGAUCCUUCAGAGUGAGGGUCACAACAUCUUCGCUAAUUUGUCCUCCAAGGAGUACAGUGACCUCAUGCAGCUCCUGAAGCAGUCGAUACUAGCCACCGACCUCACGCUGUACUUUGAGAGGAGAACGGAGUUCUUUGAACUUGUCAGCAAAGGAGACUACGAUUGGAACAUCAAAAGCCACCGUGAUGUGUUUCGAUCAAUGUUAAUGACAGCCUGUGACCUUGGAGCCGUGACCAAGCCGUGGGAGAUCUCCAGACAGGUGGCUGAACUUGUAACCAGCGAGUUCUUUGAACAAGGAGAUCGAGAGAGGUCGGAACUCAAGCUCACUCCCUCGGCUAUUUUUGACCGGAACCGGAAAGACGAACUGCCUCGGUUGCAGCUGGAGUGGAUUGACAGCAUCUGCAUGCCUUUGUAUCAGGCCUUGGUGAAGGUCAACACCAAACUGAAGCCGAUGCUGGAUUCAGUGGCUGCCAACCGAAGGAAGUGGGAAGAGUUACAUCAGAAAAGACUGCAGGUCUCUGCUGCCUCCCCAGUUCCUGCGACUCUCACGGUGGCGACGGGCGAGGAUAGGAUGUAAAGCACCCAGAGCCUCUGUGCGACCCUGUGGCCUGGAGGGUCCUCUGCAGCCUGAAGAAGCCGCUGCAGCAGCCGCAUGGACCUUUUCUUUCCGCUCAGCAGUCCGAAAGUGCAGACUGUAUAGACCGGACCGGGAAGCGCACCCGGAAGUGUGCUUGGCGGCAGAGGACUUGAAGGAUGAAGGACAGAGUCCGGCAGAGAGCGCGACCCUCAGCUUUCCAUGAUGAACCCACAUUGCUGGAUUUGGAUCCAUGACCUCGAGGGCUAUCAGCCCCACUCGUUCGGAGUUGAGGGGACACCGUGGUAAAGUGUCGCUAACACUGCUUCACUUACGGCACUUUCCUGUUACAAGCACGUCCUUUCUUGGCAGGCCUUUGUGUCCCAAAAAUCCAGAUUUGCAUUUUAGGUGUCAUAUUUCUAUUCCGACUGUUUCUUAGUGAGACACUAAACCGUUGGUCUUUGCCUGUUGGAUGAGCCUCCUCUUAUGAGUACCAACUAACCCCAAUCUUUUCAAAGGGUCCACAGUAGGAAUGCAGUGAGUUUGCUACUUGGAGGGUUCCAGGAUCUAUAACCCUGGCAGUGAGAUCACAGAUCACUUUUUCAGUGUUUGGAUUCAGCCUUCAUUGUAGACCAGACCUUUUCCUGAGAGGAAUAGAUUAAUAAUUUUAUUCAAGCGAAUGGAAAGGGGAAUCUACAGUCACGUGUACCACAGGUGGCGUGUAAACACUAGAACUACUUCCAACAGAGAGAGAGAGAGGGAGAGAGAGAGAGAAAGAGAAAGAAUUUAAGGUACCUCAAUUUUACAUUUUUCCUUAAGUGAAGAAAAAAGAAUAUUCUAGAAAGGCCAGGAAAUAACGUCUACACAACCUUUAUCCUCUAGGAAGUCAGGCCUCUAACAGGUGAAAAAACUGUUUUAAAUGGAUGUGGUGUCUACUAAGCUGCUUUGAUGCCCGUUUCACCCAAGACACUUGUGGGCAGGGUCCGUCUUCACCGAAAAACACUGGCCUUGCUGUCCUUAAUUUUGCAUUCUCAGCUGGGUGACUUUGGACAGGUUACUACAUUUCUCUGCUGCCCAAACUGUCAACUGAAAUUAUCCUAGUAGGUUACUUGCAGACAUCUUAACCUUAAAAUCCUUUGUGCAAGAAACUUUCAAGGACUCCCCAGAACACAAGAUAGAAGAAAGCUGAGAUCUUCUGUUUGAAGCAGGUCGUGAGGGUCCAGAGCCCACAGGUCGUGAGGGUCCAGAGCACACAGGUUAUGAGGGCCCAGAGCCCACAGGUCGUGAGGGUCCAGAGCCCACAGGUCGUGAGGGUCCAGAGCCCACAGGUCCUGGGGGUCCAGAGCACACAGGUCCAGGGGGGUCCAGAGCCCACAGGUCUUAGGGGUCCAGAGCCCACAGGUCGUGAGGGUCCAGAGCCCACAGGUCCUGGGGGUCCAGAGCACACAGGUCUUGGGGAUCCAGAGCUCACAGGUCUUAGGGGUCCAGAGCCCACAGGUCUUAGGGGUCCAGAGCCCACAGGUCUUGAGGGUCUAGAGUCCACACAAAUCAUCAUCUCUUUGUUCACAUAAUGGUGCUCCAGAGAGAGGCUCUGAGCACUCUGAAAAUCCCUGCCAAUGUGAAACCCGAGAGCCAGCCCAGCUCUAAACAAUUGAACAUUUACAAAACAACAUUUUUUUUCCUACUUUUAUUGACCAGUAUCAGUUAUUAUCAGAAAAUAGUGGUCAGAUGUUUGAAGAUGGGGGUGGGGGUAAAAUAAGAUACCAAACCCGGAGUGGGAUGAUCUGGCAAUCACCAUGGGGAAGGCAGCUUUGUUAUGGCAAGAAACACAAUAAAAUAAACCGGGCAAAGGGUGGGGCUGGAAGUAGGAGCUAAGGUAGAUGGUUAAGACAAUGGCUAGGGGGGGUAAAAGUCAAUCUGAACAAAGGAAAAAGCCAAUUACAGUCCCCCCACCCACCCAAAUGAGGGUACAGAAUCAUGUCAUCAAUUGAGCAGGAAAGAGAGACAAUUACACAGGGAGAAUCUUGACAAAGGAGAGAAGGAAGGGCUGGGCGCACUAGGAAACAAGGUUGCUAGCUGCCCUUCACAGCUGUGUCUGCAGGGAAGGCUGGAGAGACUGGGGGGAGGGACGAGCGCAGGGGAAAAAAACUGCAUCCGCAGAGCAGGUAAGAGGAGGCUGUGCAGAUUUAUGGAUUUUAUUAAGCCAGUUUUCUGAAUCACUCUGCUAUAAAGGCAAAUAGCUUCUGCAGAGCUGUCUCCCUCCUUCAGGUGAGGAACAAAGGGUGGGUGGAGUUAGGCAGAGACCCUGGUCUGCAGGAUCGUCUGCAGGUGCUUCUGGGUACCGCACCACACCAGCCCGUCAGGUUUCUGUCGCACACGGGAAUGGAGAAGCAGUCCACGUGAGGAUGUAGUGAGCCCACAUCUGUUACCCGUCCGAACAAUAAAUAACCAGUAAAGCGGAUGCCAGUCCACCUAAAGCAGACAUUUUCAAGCAUGUGCUUUACAAUAAAACUGGACCCAGUGUCUUCCAGAGGCUGCUGGCAGUGGCGAGACAGCAGCCUCCCUCCUCCCUGAAUGUUGAUGCUACAUAUUGCUGAGGGGGACAUAAUUUAUAGCACAAACCCUACGGCUUCCUCUAAGGUUGAGUUUUCCUCUCAUCUUCUCGCCUUUUUUAUUGGCUUCACUGCACGGUUGCCAAUAGCAACAUCCAUCGGUAGCAAAGGGAGUUCAACACCAUCGCAAUCUGCCAGACAGCGGAGCCCUGACAAUGUCAACCAUCAAUCAAACAGCUGCUUGUAAUUGCCUCCAUCUAUUUCUCCUGUCUCAAGGUGUCUGUCCUACUGUGGGUCAAGAUUCGGAAACUGCUGACUAAUGCCCGGGCUCUCUCCCUCCAUCACUGUGGAGAACUGGGAGAGAUGGUGGUAGCCCUCCUGAUGCCAAACCCUAGAGGUCACAGGUUGGGAUUUUUAAAGCCCUUGUAAAACAAUUUCUUUCCCAUGACCGUGAGUUAUGUGUGAUCCUAGACUCUGUUUCCAGCACACAGAAUGAGGAAACUUCUCAAUCCUUAUUUUUCACUGUUGUUUCCUGUUGGAGAAAGGCAUUUGAAAUGUGAGCCCUCUUCCAAAGGAAAAAAAACUCAAACAGACAAGAUUGUCUGCUUUGUCUGCUUCCUCAGGUCUCUCCGCAGGAACAGCUGAGAUGACUUCGUCCUCCUUUUGUAUGAGAUGUAUUUUUUCAGAAACUAUUUAUUCAUGUUAGUGAGCAUGUAGCUACUAUGUGCACAGCCCACAACACAGCUGGUGAUACCGGUGGACGAGAGCAGCUUGGCAAACCGCCAAGGGGACCUACCAGUACACAGCAGAACGGGGCUCCUCCUCGCUGGCUGCCAAUGGGCCUACUCUCUUGGGGCUCUGUGGCGUUUCAGGUUUCUAUCUGGUACAUAAAAGCCCCAGCUUUUAUUCAGUUUCUGCAUCCAGGGACCAAGCUAUGCUAUGCUUUGCUUUUGAAACUUCAUCCAAGUCAUUUUCUUCUUUCUGCUUCUCAAAUAAAAUAGAAGCAAACCCGAGAGAGUCGUCGUCUCACCGAAGACAGGGUAAACAUUUACAUAGAGAGGGAGCAGACCCAAAACAACCUUCCUACAAAGUGUCUGAGACAGCUUCUAAUGAGUGUGAAUGAUACAGUAACCAACACCUGCUCGUAAGUGUGUAUUCUCCUGUUUCAUAAAGGACAGCUUUGGAUUGUCUCAUAUCAUUGAAUCCCAUAUGGGAAUCAUUAGUUUAGAAGUGAACUUGUAAAGGGAGCCAAGAAAGGCAAAAAUUGUACAUGAGUUUUCUGUUUCUUGAAACCCGAAGGCCUGCAUGCUUCCAGGUACUCCAGGUUUGCAAAUAUCUUGUUUUUUAAGAUGAUCUCAGCACUGUUUUUUAUUAGUGCAGUAAUGACAGUAUGUUUCUGGAAUUCAGUUGCUUUUUCUGUAUAUCAAAAUUUAGCAUACUUCAAUGGCUUACAUCGCUAGAGUGAUUUUACUCAGUUUACUUUGCAGCACAAUCUUUUUAAAACUCAUUUCUCUUACUGACCCUUGUGAGUUACAAAAAGACCAAAACAAAUUACAAUCUAACCUCACAAGUGAAGCAGAAAUCUAAACAUGUUUGGAUGAAAUUCAAACAUAAAGAGAAAUGUGUUUUGGUGGGGGAAAUGACAAAAAGAUUCAUUAAAGCUACUGAAUGUAACCUAAUUUGGGGCCCUAAAAACGUUGCCACACCUCCUUUAGUGAAUUUCUAAUGUUUCAUAGUAACAAUCUGGAAUUCUUAUUCUACCAUGUAGUGUCAAGAGCUCCUAAGCCCCAAAUUACUAAGAAUUUAAAGGUUAAGUCCGGCUGCUAGAAGGCCAAAUUGUCACACAGGUCCUAAGUCAACGUUUCUCAACCUGUGGGUCACAACCCCACAGGAGAUCAAAUAUCAGAUAGUGCAGCCAGCCUGACAUCAGAUAUUUACAUUACGACUCUUACCGGUAGCAAAAUUACAGUUACAAAGUAGCAACGAAAAUAAUUUUAUGGCUGGGGGGGUCACCACAACAUGAGGAGCUGUAUUAGAGGGUUGCAGUGUUAGGAAGGUUGAGAACCCUCGUCCUAGGUGAACAGUGAUAGAACAUGACUGGCAGAAUCAAGCAAGACGUGACUGGAGAAUUCCAUGCAGGGCCUCGGAUUCAGCGGUGCCCAGUGCUGUGCCACCCGUUCUCCCCAGCGAAUAAGUUAGGUUGUACAUGCUUUGAUUUCGAAUGCCCUCGCAUGUCUGUGCAUCUCUCAGCAUCACUAAAGGCCAAUGGCCAUCUGUGUAUCCACCUGUACCAACCAACGUAACUGAAUGUAGGCACCAGUGCAAAGCUGUUUUAUGAAGUAAAUGAACUAUUUGCUGUGAAAAAAAAAAGUAUCUUCUUUGAGGCCAUCAUCUGUCCAUGUUCAUUUCUGUGUAUGUGUGUGUUAGAGUGUUCAUUUUUCUUCUGCUUUAAUGUAGAUUUAUAGCACAACGUAUUCAGAGCAACUUUAAAGCAUAGCGCAGUGUGGAGAUAGACGUCUAGUUUACUGAGUCCCAUUCCCUUGGAGGGCUGUUGCUUUUGCCAUUUUAUUCUGAUUUACAAUAAUCUAAAAAGAGUUCCUUACUGACUUGUUUCUUAACUAUUGUUGUUUUACCCAAAAGAAGGGAAGUACGUUGUCGGCUGGCUUGUGUGAAGCCCCUCUCUUUGUGAAGUUUCCAGGUUAAUAUUGUAUUGUAAGAACAUUUGGUAAAAUGCUGCUUGGCCAUUGCAGAAGCAACAACCCAUGGCUUCGAAACAGACUGCUUUAAGAAA
Myodes glareolus (Bank vole) is the source of this 8656-nucleotide messenger RNA. NCBI's taxonomy places the organism in Eukaryota, Metazoa, Chordata, Mammalia, Rodentia, Cricetidae. The record is from RefSeq and is a predicted model, not a curated record.